AUGUGUUCAGGUCGUGUUUUUAUGGUAAUGGAACUCUCUGGUAACCGAGGUGGAAAAAAUCGAGUGUUGGCGGAGGAGGGGUCUGCUGGUUGGCAGGUUGGCGAGGGAGAGAAGACGACCGAGAAGAAAACACUACAGGACGACGGACAGAAGAAGCGUGGAAUAAACAGGACGAGGCGACGAGGAGUAACGGAAAGUCAGCCGUUUUACGAUCGCGCUGGGAAAAGCAGACGUUUCCUUCACUUCGGCGCCCCGCGAUCGGCCGAGGGAUUCGUUUUAGAAAUUUCGGAUGGGAAAAGUUUGCGGGGCUCGUUGUAA
Macrosiphum euphorbiae (potato aphid) is the source of this 318-nucleotide messenger RNA. The record is from the annotation of a GenBank genome assembly. NCBI's taxonomy places the organism in Eukaryota, Metazoa, Arthropoda, Insecta, Hemiptera, Aphididae.